CCUAUUUGUUUGGUAUAUACGUCCGACCUGCCGUGACUUGACUUUACCCCAAAAUUGAAACCCCCUUAUCCAGCUCCCCCCUCCACAUCACCAAGGGAUCCUCGAAACUGCGUUACAAAAUGGAGUUGUGCGGGCGCCAGAAAGUUGUCCAGCGCAAGAUGGUGCUCUUAGGAGAUGGUGCUUGCGGCAAGACGUCAGCGUUGAAUGUGUUUACAAGAGGAUUUUUCCCGACAGUCUAUGAGCCGACUGUUUUUGAAAACUAUGUCCACGACAUUUUCGUCGACAACGUACACAUGGAGUUGUCGCUGUGGGAUACAGCCGGUCAAGAAGAAUUCGAUCGAUUACGGGCACUGUCCUAUGAGGAUACACAUGUUAUAAUGCUAUGUUUCAGCGUCGAUAGCCCCGACUCGUUCGAAAAUGUGGCGACGAAAUGGAUUGAUGAGAUUCGCGAGAAUUGCCCCGGCGUGAAGUUAGUCCUCACGGCACUCAAAUGCGAUCUGCGAAAAGACGACGAGUUGAACGACAACCCGAACGCUAUCACAUUCGAACAAGGAUUAGCGAAAGCAAAGGAAAUCGGCGCUGUAAAAUAUCUUGAAUGCUCUGCUGUUCAGAAUCGCGGUAUCAGGGAGACCUUUUACGAAGCCGCCAAGGUCGCUCUUGAUGUGAAGCCUGCAGGAUCCAGCGGGUCCAAGGGACAGUGCAUUAUCCUCUGAAUGACUCGUUCUAUGCGCUGAGGAACACCUUAGAUCGAUCGGUCCGAUUCACAAUCCCGUUUGCAUGUCGACUUGCCCCUCUAACAAUCGGCUCAUUUUGACUCACGCGACUCAGUCGCAUAUCAUGGCUAGU
This is a messenger RNA of Aspergillus novofumigatus IBT 16806, 846 nucleotides long. It is a transcript of the gene rho3, whose product is annotated as Rho family GTPase RHO3. The coding region runs from base 120 to 713 and encodes 197 amino acids. The transcript is spliced from 8 exons. Gene Ontology annotation, molecular function: GTPase activity; GTP binding. Lineage: Eukaryota; Fungi; Ascomycota; Eurotiomycetes; Eurotiales; Aspergillaceae. The record is from RefSeq and is a predicted model, not a curated record. Gene Ontology annotation, biological process: small GTPase-mediated signal transduction.